AUGCCAGAUCCCAGCGACAGUGCCGCACGGAGCAGUUCCUUCCUGCCCAGGAGCAGCUCACUUCCCGGCCACUUUCCCAGUCUGUUGGGUCCUUCUGGAGGAGAAGCUGCCCUAAAAAGAGCUCAGGCACUUCCACGUCUGUUAUCCCAAAGCGGAUCAUGGCUCAGUGACCUUGUAGCUGCAACAGCCCAGCUAUUAGGAGAUAUCAGGCACAGAAAAUUUAAUUUUUCUAGCAUCAAUUCAGUCCUGCAAAGAGCUGAAUUGCUUUCACGUGCCGACGAGCGCAGGCCAAGAAACUCCCCACACCGGAGCCAGCUCUGUGCAGGGGCAGCUGGAGUUGCCUCUGCAGGGGAUUUGUCUGCCUACCUGGCGUACCCGCACUUGGAGUGGAUGAGGUCUGGUUUUGAAGUAUCCCAUCCCACAUUGCGCCACGUACCAGGGGCGCAGCAGCAGCGGCUACAUUGCUGCAAGUCAGGCUUAGCUGGAGAAGAGGAGGAUUUUCCCGGGCUGGCAGGGUCAAAACCAAACCAGGCGGUGAUUGCUGGUGGCAGACAAAAAGAUCCAGAUGGCUUCUUCAAGCCAGACCAAGAACCCAGAUGGCCCAGUUGGCCAUAUAUGCAGAGGACAAUUGACUGGAGUCGCACCCUGUCUCCCAUGACAGAAACCCAGCAGGCAGACAAAGCCCCUGCUGCGGAGAGCUCCCACUCCUCUCCCCGAUCAGCUGAACAGGGAGGAUUGGAGGACAGGGGGCAAUGUCAACAUGUUUCUGCCCGACGCAGCAGGCGCCGCAGGCACAUCUGCCCAACAACUCCCACACCUUCCCAAGUCCCACUGCACAAUAGAUACACUGUCCUGCAGGGGGAACGGAACAACAGUGAGGAUGGUAAUCCUCCCAGGCAGGAGGGAAAAAUGUUUCUGCUGGCUGAGAAGGAGCGGCAGAUCCAGAGCGCGCAGGUGAUGUGGCAGUGCGGGCUGGAGGAAGCCUGGAAGGAGUGGAAGCACCAGUACGUUGCCAUGGCUCAGGCGUGUUUCCCGGUACUGCAGGACUGCCCGCUUGCCUGUGAGGUUACUGCUCCUGCCUGCCUUGCCAUCACCUUCACGCCUACUCUGUCACCAGGACCUUCCAGUUCUCCUUCACAAGCAGAUCCCCAGAAAAGCGUGGGAGAUGAAAUUGAAUCAGUUCUGCAGGAGCGGAUAAUGGUUUUGGACGGAGGCAUGGGUACCAUGAUCCAGCAACAUGCCCUGUCAGAAGAGGAUUUCCGAGGGCAUGAAUUUAAAGAUCAUUCCAGGCCUUUGAAAGGCAAUAAUGACCUUCUCAGUAUAACUCAACCUGAUAUAAUCUGUGACAUACACAAGGAAUACUUGCUGUCAGGCGCUGAUAUCAUUGAAACUAACACUUUCAGCAGCACCCGAGUUGCACAAGCUGACUAUGGCCUUGAGCAUUUGGCAUACCGGUUAAACAGAGUCUCUGCACAGGUGGCCAGAAAAGCAGCAGAUGAUGUAACUGCUCAGACAGGAAUUAGGAGAUAUGUUGCUGGAGCCAUGGGUCCAACAAACAGGACACUGUCUGUGUCGCCGUCUGUGGAGAGACCAGAUUACAGGAACAUAACUUUUGAUGAACUGGUUGAAGCCUACAAGGAACAAGCCAAAGGACUUUUGGACGGAGGAGUUGAUAUCUUGUUAGUGGAAACCAUAUUUGAUACAGCCAAUGCCAAGGCAGCUCUGUUUGCACUCCAGACGUUGUUUGAAGAAGAGUAUGCUUCCCGACCCAUAUUUGUUUCUGGAACUAUUGUGGAUAAGAGUGGACGUACCCUUUCAGGCCAGACAGGAGAGGCAUUUGUCAUUAGUGUUUCCCACAGUAAGCCACUUUGCAUCGGCUUAAAUUGUGCUUUAGGGGCAGUUGAAAUGCGACCAUUCAUUGAAACAGUUGGAAAAUGUACAGCAGCCUACAUCAUCUGUUACCCCAACGCAGGUCUUCCCAAUACUUUUGGUGGUUAUGAUGAAACUCCAGAAGUGACUGCCAAGCAUAUAAAGAAUUUUGCUUUGGAUGGUUUGGUCAACAUAGUUGGAGGUUGCUGUGGUACUACACCAGCACAUAUCAGGAAAAUUGCCGAAGCUGUGAAAUCCUGUAAGCCUCGUGUUCCACCUUCUCUCUCCCAAGGAUACAUGCUGCUGUCAGGUCUGGAGCCAUUCAGGAUUGGGCCAUACACCAACUUCGUUAAUAUUGGCGAACGCUGCAAUGUUGCAGGAUCACGGAAGUUCGCUAAACUCAUCAUGGCAGGCAACUAUGAAGAAGCCCUGAGUGUAGCCAAAUUGCAAGUUGAGAUGGGGGCCCAGAUUCUUGACAUCAAUAUGGAUGAUGGGAUGCUGGAUGGCCCUGCUGCAAUGACCAGAUUUUGUAACUUGAUUUCUUCAGAACCUGAUAUUGCAAAGGUGCCGUUAUGCAUUGACUCCUCAAAUUUUUCAGUGAUUGAAGCAGGUUUGAAAUGUUGCCAAGGGAAAUGCAUUGUAAACAGCAUCAGUUUGAAGGAAGGUGAGGAAGACUUUUUGGAGAAAGCAAGGAAAAUUAAGUUGUACGGAGCAGCUGUGGUUGUCAUGGCUUUUGAUGAAAUGGGGCAGGCAACAGAAACGGAAACCAAGAUUGCAGUCUGUUCCAGAGCUUAUCACCUCCUUGUGGAAAAAGUGCACUUCAAUCCAAAUGAUAUAAUAUUCGAUCCUAAUAUUUUGACCAUAGGAACUGGAAUGGAGGAACAUAACCUGUAUGCCGUGAACUUUAUCAAUGCUACUAAAACCAUAAAAGAAACACUACCGGGAGCCAGGAUAAGUGGAGGUCUUUCCAAUCUUUCUUUCUCCUUUCGAGGAAUGGAUGCCAUUCGAGAAGCAAUGCAUGGGGUGUUCCUUUACCACGCAAUUAAGUGUGGUAUGGACAUGGGAAUUGUGAAUGCUGGGAAUCUACCAGUAUAUGAUGAUAUCCACAAGGAAUUGCUACAGUUGUGUGAGAAUCUAAUCUGGAACAAAGAUCCUGAUGCAACAGAGAAACUUUUGCAUUAUGCUCAGAAUCAUGCCCAAGGAGGAAGAAAAGUUGUACAGACCGAUGAGUGGCGGAACAGCUCUGUGGAGGAAAGGCUGGAAUAUGCUCUGAUAAAGGGCAUUGAGAAGUAUGUCACUGCAGAUACAGAAGAAGCAAGAUUAAAUCAGGAAAAAUAUCCCAGACCUCUAAAUGUAAUUGAAGGGCCUUUGAUGAAUGGCAUGAAAAUUGUCGGUGAUCUUUUUGGUGCUGGAAAGAUGUUUCUGCCUCAGGUGAUAAAGUCUGCUCGAGUUAUGAAGAAAGCAGUUGGCCACCUUAUUCCCUAUAUGGAAAAAGAAAGAGAGGAAAGGAGGGCCGAACGAGGCAGCACAGAGGAAGAGGAUCCUUAUCAAGGUACAAUAGUACUAGCAACUGUGAAAGGAGACGUACAUGAUAUUGGCAAGAACAUUGUGGCAGUCGUUCUGGGCUGCAACAACUUCAGAGUUAUUGAUUUAGGAGUCAUGACUCCAUGUGAUAAGAUAUUGAGAGCUGCUGUUGAGAACAAAGCAGAUAUAAUUGGCCUAUCUGGUCUCAUCACCCCUUCUUUGGAUGAAAUGAUUUUUGUCGCCAAGGAAAUGGAGAGACUGGCAAUAAAGAUUCCUUUGCUGAUUGGAGGAGCAACUACUUCUAAAACACACACAGCUGUUAAAAUUGCCCCACGAUAUAGUGCACCUGUAAUUCAUGUCCUGGAUGCAUCCAAGAGUGUUGUGGUUUGCUCCCAGCUCUUAGAUGAAAGUGUAAAGGAUGAUUUCUUUGAAGAAAUAUUAGAGGAAUAUGAAGAAAUUAGACACGAACACUAUGAGUCUCUCAAGGAAAGGAGAUACUUGUCUCUACAGCAAGCUAGAAGAAAAGGUUUCCAUAAUGACUGGUUAUCAGGCCAUAAACCAGUUAAACCAAAAUUCAUGGGCACAAAAGUCUUUGAAGAUUAUGACCUGAAGAGGCUGGUAGAAUACAUUGACUGGAAGCCUUUCUUUGAUGUUUGGCAACUUAGGGGAAGGUAUCCCAACCGGGGUUUCCCUAAAGUUUUUAACGAUAAAACUGUAGGUGAAGAAGCAAAAAGAGUUUAUAAUGAUGCUCAAAAUCUACUGAAGAUGUUGAUUAAUCAAAAGAAAUUACAAGCUAGAGGUGUGGUUGGAUUCUGGCCAGCUCAAAGUGUUCAAGAUGAUAUCCAUAUAUAUUCUGUAGAAGAGGCAGUGGGAACUUCAGAACCAAUAGCAAAAUUUUAUGGCUUGAGGCAACAGGCUGAAAAGGACUCUGCCUGCACAGAUCCAUAUUACUGCCUCUCUGACUUCAUAGCCCCACUGGAUUCUGGCAUUUGUGACUACUUAGGCCUGUUUGCUGUGGCCUGCUUUGGUGUAGAGGAGUUAUGCAAUGAAUUUAGGAAACAGGAUGAUGAAUACAACAUCAUAAUGGUAAAGGCUCUUGGCGAUCGGUUGGCAGAGGCAUUUGCUGAGGAGCUCCAUGAAAGGGUUCGAAGGGAAUUCUGGGCUUAUUGUAGUACUGAGCAGCUAGAGCUCUCUGACUUGCGCAGAAUUAAAUAUGAGGGAAUUCGCCCUGCCCCUGGAUAUCCAAGCCAGCCUGACCAUACGGAAAAACUCACCAUGUGGAAACUUGCAAACAUUGAGGAAACAACAGGAAUUGGUUUAACUGAAUCACUGGCGAUGAUACCUGCUUCUGCAGUUUCUGGCCUCUACUUUUCCAGUCCCAAAUCCAAAUAUUUUGCUGUCGGCAAGAUAUGUAAAGAUCAGGUUGAAGAUUACGCACGGAGAAAAAAUUUGGCUGUGGCAGAGGUGGAGAAAUGGCUGGGACCCAUUUUGGGAUAUGAUACUGAAUAAUUGUGACGCUUGUGAGCGAACAUUUUCUUUUGAUGGUUUGUUCACCAG
Molecule: messenger RNA, 4950 nt
Organism: Charadrius vociferus (killdeer)
Lineage: Eukaryota; Metazoa; Chordata; Aves; Charadriiformes; Charadriidae
Gene: MTR
Product: 5-methyltetrahydrofolate-homocysteine methyltransferase
Exons: 37
Coding region: 1-4902 (1633 amino acids)
Biological process (GO): pteridine-containing compound metabolic process
Molecular function (GO): methionine synthase activity; cobalamin binding; zinc ion binding
Source: RefSeq, a predicted model, not a curated record